This is a messenger RNA of Dermacentor albipictus, 1725 nucleotides long. Its product is annotated as N-acetyllactosaminide beta-1,3-N-acetylglucosaminyltransferase 4-like. NCBI's taxonomy places the organism in Eukaryota, Metazoa, Arthropoda, Arachnida, Ixodida, Ixodidae. Gene Ontology annotation, molecular function: hexosyltransferase activity. The record is from RefSeq and is a predicted model, not a curated record. Gene Ontology annotation, cellular component: Golgi membrane.
AGAAGAAAAGCAUUUCUCCUUAUGGGCGUCAUCACUCGCUUUGGACAGCUAAGAACCGCCUUCGGUUUGGCGCUGUCUCCCAGUUACUCCAAGCUCUGCUUUGCGGUGUACGUGCUGGUCGCCGUUGUCUUCCUCGAGGUCUGCUACCUGAUCAGCCUUGUUGUGCAGCAAGCUCGCAGGGCGCAGGCAGCCGAUGCACCCUCUCUGCAAGAACUCGACGCAGCCGACCACAGUGCCUCCAGUCUCAGCCGCGUUCCCGCCGCAUGCUGCGUCACAGGCCCUCCGGACGAAGUGGUGGCCUGCGUAGAGUGCCCGUCUCCACUGCCGCGUCCUUGGCUAGUGUGGCGGAAGCCGCCGUCAGCCGGGCGCUCGUCCGACACCACCGCGUCGAUGGCGCAGCGCGCGACCGCGCUGUGGGACUACAGCGAGCUGCUGAUCAGCGCGCAGGGAGCGAGCAAGUGCCCCGAAACGAGACUCGUCGUGGCGGUACGCACCGAGGCCCAGCGGCGGGCGCAGCGCGGCGCCAUCCGGCGCACCUGGGGCCACCACGGCAACUACGCGAACUGCAGCUUCGGACUCGUCUUCUUCAUGGGCGCCGCCGCGACCAACGCUGUCGUGAGACCCAUCAGGGCCGAGUUCCAGCUGCACAAGGACAUCGUGGUCGAGCUGAAGGGCAGACGGGAACCACCAAAGACGUGCACUUUCGUGCUUGCCACCGAAUGGGUUCCCUGCUUUGUCCCCAAUGCCUCGCUAACACUGGUGGUCAGUGACGACACGUUCGUCGACGUCAAGGCCAUCUUGUCGGCGCUGGACUGGUUCACCCAGUCAAGCGGUGACCUGUUCGGCCGGGUAGCCGUCGGUCGUGACACAAGCACGCUUCCUCAGCUCGAAGGCUGCGCGGUAUUCGCAAAGCCAAGCGCACUGAGACGACUGCAGCCGGCCUUCGCGGAUGAACCGCUCUCGUGCGACGUGGAAGAAGCGCUGGUCACCGGCCCGCUGUCGCGUAAAGCGCAGCUGAACCUCGUCCAUGUAGACAACAUGGAGCCCUGUAACCAUGGAGACGGGGAGAGUGUCGUAACCCCGCCGACCAUCCGUGGUGGCGCCUCUUCACUGAGACCAUUCACGCGUACGCGAGUGUCGAUCAGCGAGAUGGAAAAACUGUACUUGCAGGACCUGUUGUACUACCACAACUUCUCUUCCCUUAUGUAAACGCGUGACCUUCCGCAACUGUUACGAACGCCGAGCCACGAGCGACAAGUACAGUAAGCUGGACACUGAACUAUCGAACGUGGAUUGCGUUGAACCUAUAUCGGUUUCUUAAUCAUAGGUGCUGAAAGCCUCAUCGUGACUCAACAGCUUUAAUUGGAAGGCGCAUAUUUGAUAACCCGUCACGAAAGUAAUUUAGGUGCACGUACUCGUCGGCUCCAAAUUCGUAUUUCGGGCCUGUGGACCAAUGAGCCAGCAAUAUAGUGGUAAGAAAGCACUGUUUGCGCAGCAAUUUACUUCACUUACAACCUUCGCACUCUAAUGCGAGAUAAAUGCAAGAAUCGAAGACAUAACUUUAGGCCUUUCUAGCUGACAUGAGACGUGUACUUGGAGCAUUUUCGCAAUCUCAUGGUUCCAUAUUUGGCGAUGAAAUUCGACUGACUGCAGCGUAGCACUACAACUAUGGCCAUGGCGGUUAUGAAGGACGUGUACUGAUAUAACAAAGCGGUGUUUUUGGAA